AUGGCGAUGGAUGAUAAUACUUGUGAGAAGAAAGUUGAUAAUACAAUCGAUGUAGAAGAAAAAUUAGAAGAGCCAAAAUUAGGAAUGGUGUUUUAUACAAUUGACGAAAUAAUGGAGUACUACAUAAUAUAUGGUAAUGACCUAGGGUUUCCCAUAAAAAGAAGAACAUCGUUAAAGGGAGAUGAUGGAGAGCUAAGAUAUGUUACAUUUCCAUGUUCUCACUUUGGAAAGUCAAAGUCCACAACAAUAUUUGGAGAG
Messenger RNA from Ilex paraguariensis (yerba mate), 258 nucleotides. The record is from the annotation of a GenBank genome assembly. Lineage: Eukaryota; Viridiplantae; Streptophyta; Magnoliopsida; Aquifoliales; Aquifoliaceae.